Molecule: messenger RNA, 1629 nt
Organism: Fonsecaea erecta
Lineage: Eukaryota; Fungi; Ascomycota; Eurotiomycetes; Chaetothyriales; Herpotrichiellaceae
Exons: 1
Coding region: 1-1629 (542 amino acids)
Biological process (GO): fungal-type cell wall polysaccharide metabolic process
Cellular component (GO): fungal-type cell wall
Source: RefSeq, a predicted model, not a curated record
AUGGUUGCCAAACUUUUGUCUAUGGCGGUGUUCGCCUCAGCUGUCUUGGCUCAUCCCAAACGACACGAACGAUUCCAUUAUGGCAGUGGCACUGGGGGCGGCUGGGCUAUGCCAACUGGUGGUAUCUUCCCAAUGAAUGGCACAGUGCACACCAAAGGUUCAGACUCUGGUCCCUCAGUGGAGUCCCCUUCCGCUGUCGUGGCUACUGCUGUCAAGACUGUCACCGUCCUGCCCAUCCCGGUCGAUUCAUCUUCUCCGGAUACAGCUUCGAGCUUCUCAAGUGCACCUGAAGUUGCAGCAGUCGCAUCCAACACCGGCUUCGCAAACACCGACGUUGCUCCGACCGGUGCUCCCAUGGACUCGUGCUAUGUCUUGACUUCCACUGUCACCUCUACAUCUGUUCAGUAUGUAACAGUCACAGCAACUGCUGGCGUUGGCGGAUCAGAGGACUCGGGCUCGAACCUUGGGGCCCCUUCAGGAUUCGCUCCCUCUAGCGGUGCGGGUCAAUUCCUCGGAGCCUCAUCGAGCUCUACUUCGACCUACGUCCCAUCUGAAGGUCCUGGCGGGUUCUAUGGCGGUUCUCCAAGCUCUUCGAGCUCCUCCAGCCCCCCGACUCUCCUUUCAUCAACUACGUCCAGCGGACCAGGUGCAUUCGCUCCCUCAAGUUCAAUCAGCAUUGCUGCUGGUGCUCCCACUGCUGGAGAGUUCUUCCCCGGCCCUGGAAGAAGCACUGGUGUCCCAUCCUUCGGCGGUAGCUCUUCCAUGUCUCCCCCACCUGUGGGGUCUCAGGGCGCCCCUUCUUCAUUCAUCCCAACCACCUUAGCUACUGUGACUGGCGCGCCUCCUGCUUCUAGCCCAGCCAACAGUGCAUCUACUGUUUCGUCGCUCUCCUCAAGCCCAAGCUCAUCUCCCAGCACUGGAUCAUCUGGCAAGAGAGGUCUCUCUUAUAACGAUGCCUCCCUGACGGACGCCUUCGCGGGUAAGGGCAUGACCUGGGCGUACAACUGGGCAGCUUCACCGGGCGGUCAGAUUGUGUCUGGGGCCGAGUAUGUCCCCCUCCUAUGGGGCCAGGACUCCAUUUCAGGCUGGUCCAGCGCUGUUCAGUCCGCCAUUGCCAGCGGAUCCAAGCACGCCCUAGGCUUCAACGAACCCGAUCUGGAUUCCCAGUCAAAUAUCGACCCCACGACGGCCGCCCAGCUGUACAUCGCCAAUAUGAAUCCACUCUCCGGUCAAGUUCAACUUGGCUCACCCGCCAUUACCAACGGAGCAGGAACGAGCCCCCUCAUGGGGAUCGACUGGCUGAACGCCUUCUUCAAGGCUUGCGCCGGCCAAUGCAAGGUUGACUUCGUGGCGUUCCACUGGUACGACUCAGCCAGCAACAUGGCCUAUUUCCAGAGCCACGUGCAGGACGUCAUCACUGCCGCUCAACAGAACGGCGUCGAGAAGGUCUGGCUCACCGAGUUCGGUGCGAGCGGCUCCGACUCGGAUGUUGCCAACUUCAUCACCGAGGCUACUGCAUUCCUCGACUCGACACCCCAAGUUGAGAGGUACGCCUAUUUCAUGUGUUCAGACGGCAUCCUCGUCGAUGGUAGCUCCAUCUCAAGCCCUGUUGGCGAAGCAUAUGCUUGA